Molecule: messenger RNA, 1659 nt
Organism: Raphanus sativus (radish)
Lineage: Eukaryota; Viridiplantae; Streptophyta; Magnoliopsida; Brassicales; Brassicaceae
Exons: 2
Coding region: 64-1470 (468 amino acids)
Biological process (GO): chromatin remodeling; box C/D snoRNP assembly; regulation of transcription by RNA polymerase II
Cellular component (GO): Ino80 complex; NuA4 histone acetyltransferase complex; R2TP complex
Molecular function (GO): ATP binding; ATP hydrolysis activity; DNA helicase activity
Source: RefSeq, a predicted model, not a curated record
CUAAAACCUCAAAAGUUCUUCUUCUUCUUCUUCCCUCCGCCUCAAAUCGAUUAAUCGACAAAAAUGGCGGAACUAAAGCUAUCGGAGAGCCGCGACCUAACGAGAGUGGAGCGAAUCGGCGCGCACUCACACAUCCGAGGCCUAGGCCUCGACUCAUCCCUCGAGCCGCGAGCCGUCUCGGAAGGAAUGGUAGGCCAAGCGAAGGCGCGCAAAGCCGCCGGCGUAAUCCUCCAGAUGAUCAAAGAAGGCAAAAUCGCCGGCCGUGCCAUCCUAAUCGCCGGCCAGCCGGGAACGGGGAAGACGGCGAUAGCCAUGGGGAUGGCGAAAUCCCUCGGGUUAGAGACGCCCUUCGCGAUGAUCGCGGGGAGCGAGAUCUUCUCCCUGGAGAUGUCCAAGACCGAGGCUCUGACUCAGUCUUUCCGCAAAGCGAUCGGGGUGAGGAUCAAGGAAGAGACGGAGGUGAUCGAAGGAGAAGUCGUGGAGGUUCAGAUCGAUAGGCCUGCUUCUUCCGGAGUGGCGUCCAAGUCAGGGAAGCUGACGAUGAAGACGACGGAUAUGGAGACGGUUUACGAUAUGGGGGCGAAGCUGAUUGAGUCUUUGAAUAAGGAGAAAGUGCAGAGCGGGGAUGUGAUUGCGCUUGAUAAGGCGACUGGGAAGAUUAGUAAGCUCGGGAGGUCGUUUUCGAGGUCUAGGGAUUAUGAUGCGAUGGGUGCGCAGACUAAGUUCGUGCAGUGCCCUGAUGGUGAGUUGCAGAAGAGGAAAGAGGUUGUGCAUUGUGUCACUCUUCAUGAGAUUGAUGUCAUCAACAGCAGGACGCAAGGGUUUCUAGCCCUUUUCACUGGAGAUACUGGAGAGAUCCGAUCAGAAGUUCGUGAACAAAUCGACACAAAAGUAGCGGAAUGGAGAGAAGAAGGCAAAGCUGAGAUAGUUCCUGGCGUUCUCUUCAUCGACGAAGUCCACAUGCUCGACAUUGAAUGCUUCUCAUUCCUCAACCGAGCCCUCGAGAACGAAAUGUCACCGAUCCUCGUCGUGGCAACCAACCGAGGAGUCACGACGAUCCGCGGGACGAACCAGAAAUCACCCCACGGGAUCCCGAUCGAUCUCCUCGACCGUCUCCUCAUCAUCACAACUCAGCCUUACACGGACGAGGACAUAAGGAAGAUCUUGGAGAUUCGUUGCCAAGAAGAGGACGUCGAGAUGAACGAGGAGGCCAAGCAGCUUUUGACUUUGAUCGGACGUGAUACUUCUCUGAGGUAUGCGAUUCAUCUGAUUACGGCCGCUGCGUUGUCUUGCCAGAAACGGAAAGGGAAAGUCGUGGAGAUUGAGGAUAUCAACAGAGUUUAUCGAUUGUUCUUGGAUGCGAGGAGAUCGAUGCAGUACCUCGUCGAGUAUCAGAGUCAGUAUAUGUUUAGCGAACCAGUCGAAGCUGAUGGAGAAGAAGAAGACGAACAAGAUGCUAUGCAAAUCUGAAGAUUCCAUCUUUGUUUGCCCGUUUAUUAUCUGUGCUAUGUGGUGUUAUCGAUCUAUUAUGACUCCGGGUCUCUUUUUUUUUUUUUUGGUCAACUACUCCGGGUCUCUUUUAUGUUUGGUUUCUUUUCAAGUUGUAAUGAAUGUUUUAACUAUGGAUCGUUGUAGUAAGAAUUAGAUUUUUGUUUCGUA